AUGAUCCCAUACUUCCGCAAAUAUAAAAUCCAAGACACUAAAAUACCAACUACCAAGGAAUACUGGGAGUGUCUGAAAUCAGUUCUACUAUCUCACUUGUUUGUAGAAGCCAUUCCUAUUUUUGGAUUUUAUCCAGUUUGCGAGUAUUUCAACAUCAGCAUUGGAGUGCCAUUUCCUAGCUGGAAGGACUGGGCCAUUCAGACAGCGACUUUUUUUGUUUUAGAAGACACUUGGCAUUACUGGGGACAUCGUCUUUUACACACUAAGUAUCUGUAUAAGAGAAUCCACAAACAGCAUCACAAGUAUGCCGCUCCAUUUGGCUUAACGGCUGAGUAUGCACAUCCAGUUGAAGUAGCUUUUACUGGAACUGGUACAGUAGGCAGUCCACUACUAUGGGCAUAUGUUUUUGGAAAUUUACACUUAAUUACUGUUCUUACAUGGAUUGUACUUCGCUUAUUUCAAGCAAUUGAUUCCCAUUCUGGAUAUGAGUUCCCUUGGUCCCUGGAUCAUUUCUUACCAGUGUGGUCUGGUGCCGACCACCAUGAUGACCACCAUCGCUAUUUCACUGGCAACUACGCAUCAUCGUUUAGAUGGUGGGAUUAUUUCUUGGGAACAGAGACAAACUCCACUGUUAAAAAGAGACUUGAAUCUAAGAAGAAGAAAUAA
This is a messenger RNA of Sugiyamaella lignohabitans, 666 nucleotides long. It is a transcript of the gene ERG25, whose product is annotated as methylsterol monooxygenase. The record is from RefSeq and is a predicted model, not a curated record. Gene Ontology annotation, molecular function: C-4 methylsterol oxidase activity; iron ion binding. The coding region runs from base 1 to 666 and encodes 221 amino acids. The transcript has a single exon. NCBI's taxonomy places the organism in Eukaryota, Fungi, Ascomycota, Dipodascomycetes, Dipodascales, Trichomonascaceae. Gene Ontology annotation, biological process: ergosterol biosynthetic process.